AUGAAAGGAACUAAUUUAAACAACACAACAAAUUAUGCUUCAAGAUUAUCAAUUGGAAUUUGUCUAUUAUCAAUCUCUGUAUUGGGAUUUGGCUAUUCUGGGACUUUAAUUUCCUUUCUGACAACACCUUCUUAUCAACCGGCUCCAAGAAGCAUCAAUGAAUUAGCCACUGCCGGAAAUAAAUCAACUGAUAUAGAAAUAUUAAGAAGUUACUUAGAAAGAAACCCAGACACGUUACUAUCAGAUCCAUCAGCUAUAGCUACCAAAAUAGAAAAUGAACGUUACGCUUUUAUUGCGUCAGAGUUUUAUCUGAGAGCAAAAGUUAUACCAUUAUUUCACGGCAGAUCGACACUAAGUGAAGAGAAUUUUCGUAUAUUCAUUACAGGAUAUUUGCUUAGAAAAGAUUUUCCAUACAAACGUGCUGUCAACAAAAUCAUAACUCGUUUAUUUGAAGCGGGAAUUGUUAAACGUAUCACGGAAAAAGAGUAUCUUCCUCUGCAUGAAGGUAAGGAUGAAGUUCACCCGCUAAAGUUAGAAGAACUUGUAGGAAGUUUCGUUGUUCUCGUUAUCGGUUAUACAUUAUCUCUUCUUUGUUUUAUUAGUGAAUUGAUAAUUGGAUAUUAUGCUAAUUCAAAUCGAAAUUAAUAAUUAAUGAAGGUUUAUAAUCUGUACAUUUAUCUUUC
Messenger RNA from Centruroides sculpturatus (bark scorpion), 683 nucleotides. RefSeq names its product ionotropic receptor 93a-like. The transcript is spliced from 4 exons. Bases 1 to 645 code for a protein of 214 amino acids. Lineage: Eukaryota; Metazoa; Arthropoda; Arachnida; Scorpiones; Buthidae. The record is from RefSeq and is a predicted model, not a curated record.